Molecule: messenger RNA, 1105 nt
Organism: Frankliniella occidentalis (western flower thrips)
Lineage: Eukaryota; Metazoa; Arthropoda; Insecta; Thysanoptera; Thripidae
Exons: 8
Coding region: 86-1105 (339 amino acids)
Biological process (GO): carbohydrate metabolic process
Molecular function (GO): cellulase activity
Source: RefSeq, a predicted model, not a curated record
AAGGUUUACUGUAGGACUAACUUUUCCCUUCUGUAUCCUUUCAGGAAACAUUGCGAUUGCCGUACUUCUGACCCUUGGUGUUCAGAUGUCUCUGUGCCAGUCUACAGGCACAGCCACGACGACGCGGUACUGGGACUGCUGCAAGACCACUUGCGCCUGGAGCGCCAACGCUGGCAGUGUGACGGGGCCGGUGGAAACGUGUGCGGCGGGCGGCGCGACAGUGGUGGACGCCAACACUCAGAGCGGCUGCGCUGGCGGCAGUGCCUAUGUGUGCAACACCCAACAGCCUUUCGUCCAGGACGGCCAGGCCUAUGCUUUCGCGGCAGCCAACGUUAACGGCCUUGCCACCAGUUCGCUCUGCUGCGCUUGUUACACCCUGACAUUCAACGCUGCACCUGUGCAGGGACAGAAACUCACUGUGCAAGUCAUAAACACCGGAAGCGACUUGAAUAGCAACCAAUUCGAUCUGCAGAUUCCUGGUGGUGGGUUUGGUAUGUUCACUGAGGGUUGUCCGAAGGAGUGGCCUGCUUAUACAUCCUCAGCGUGGGGGGCGCAGUACGGUGGCGUUGCAAAUAGGACACAGUGCAACAACCUGCCUAGUGCGUGCGUUCCCAGGCUGCCGGACUACCGUCAGGAACAAGCACAGAAUUUGUUCCAUCAAGGAUCAGCUGCUACGGCCCCCCGAAAAGCCAUCCGCGUAGCACGGGAGCGCUACUUUGAUGCCGUCCGGUGUCAAAACCUUGCUGGAACAAAUUCUCCAAAUUUCAAGCAAGGUUCAGCUGCUACGCCCUCCCGAAAAGCCAUCCGCGUAGCACGAAACCGCUACUUUGAAGCCGUCCAGGGAUUAUACCUUGCUGGAACAAAUUCUCUAAAUUUCAAGGUGCGUUCUCAGGCAUCAGGACUACCGUCAGGAACAAGCACAGAAUUUGUUCCAGCAAGGUGGCCGGACUACCGUCAGGAACAAUCACAGAAUUUGUUCCAGCAGGAUUCAGAAGCUACGGCCCCCCGAAAAGCCAUCCGCGUAGCACGAAACCAUUACUUUAUAGCCGUCCAGGGCCUAUACCUUGCUGAAACAAAUUCUCUAAAUUUCAGGGUGCGUUCCUAG